AUGGCAGACAGUGGCCGAAUGAAGCAUGGGAACCCCGGAGCAGAGAGCCCCAGUGCGAGCCCUAGCUCCGGCAGGAAAAAAGCACAACAAUCGCCCGGUUCCCGGACGAGGUAUCAAGUCAGCGCUCCAGGACACUGUUUUCGGAGAGUGACUUUAACCAAGCCAACGUUCUGCCAUCACUGCAGUGAUUUUAUAUGGGGGCUUAUAGGAUUCUUAUGCGAAGUGUGUAACUUCAUGUCCCAUGAGAAAUGUCUGAAGCACGUGAAGACAGUGUGCUCCUCAAUGGCCCCUACGCUGGUCCGGGUCCCUGUAGCUCACUGCUUCGCUCCAGCUGGUCAUAAAAAGCGUUUCUGCUGUGUGUGUCGGAAGCAUUUGGAGGGCAGCACCGCCCUGCGUUGUGAGGUGUGUGAGCUGCAUGUACACAGCGACUGCGCUCAGUUCAGCUGCAGCGACUGCCGGCUGUGCCAUCAGGACGGAGACCAGGACUAUGAUACAUUCCAUCAUCACUGGCGGGAGGGGAACAUGUCCUCUGGGGCCCGGUGCGAGGUGUGUCGACGCACCUGCAGUUCCUCGGACGUGCUGUCAGGCAUGCGCUGCGAGUGGUGCGGACUCACGGCGCACGCCUCCUGUUAUGUAAUUGUUCCCCCCGAGUGCAGCUUCGGACGACUUCGGAACAUGAUCCUUCAUCCCGCCUGCGUGCGCAUCUGCUCGCGAAACUUCAGCAAGAUGCACUGCUACCGCAUCUCAGAAAACUCCCAGAGCGAGCUGGACAGUCUGGAUGAUGUUGAUACCCAGACUCCUGUAACGACAAAGGAGAACCAGCCCGCAACAUCACCUGAUACAGGGAAGCAGAUCCUUAAAGUGUUUGAUGGAGACGACGCGGUCAAGCGCAACCAGUUUCGCCUGGUCUCUAUUCCUCGAAUCACCAAGAACGAGGAAGUAGUGGAGGCAGCUCUGAGGGCCUUCUACAUCCCAGACGAGCCUCAGGACUACGAGCUCCAGACGUACGGCCAACACACCCUGCUCACCGAUGACAUCAUCAACCGUAACGGCGCCCCCGACAACAAGUCGGUCUUCAAGGACGGGGUGCCGGAGGCGUGGCUCCUGAGGGCCAAACCCAAAGAAUCAGAGGUUCUGAAGAUUUACGCGGGCUGGCUCAAGCUGGGUGUGGCUUACAUCUCCAUCUCUGUCGGGAAGAGCAGUACAGUAGACUCCGUCAUUAAAGAAGUUCUCACUCAGCUGGGCAAACAGGAUGAAAACGCGGCUGACUAUAACCUUGUGGAGGUCCUCAUGAACAGCAAACAAGUUCAGCGGCAAGUACUGACUGGUCAAGAACUUGUGCUGGACAAACUGCAGGAGAUAAGAAAGAUUUCCCUGAAGCAGAUGAAUCAGACUCGAUUCUACAUAGUGGAGAAUAAGAACAGGGUGGUCCAGGUGAAUCUGCUGGUGGGAGGGCUACCCGUGGAUUUAAGUAAAGACGGGUACACGGAGCUGCUACAGGAGCACCUGGCCAUCAAAAGUCACCUGGUCACCAUCACUCACGUGUAUGCUGGUCAAGGUGCUGUGGUUCUGCAGAUCACCUGUUUUUCCGAGGCAGAAAGGAUCUAUAUGCUGGCCAAAGACUCCACCAUCCAUGGCAAACAGCUCAGCUCACUGGUUAUUCCAGAAAUCUUGCAUGAUAAGAUUGCCAAAGGCUGUUCCCCAUUGCUGGUCUUUGUUAACCCUAAAAGCGGAGGACUGAAAGGCAGAGAGAUUCUGUACAGUUUCCGGAAGCUUCUGAACCCACACCAAGUCUUUGAGCUCACCAGUGGAGGGCCGCUGCCUGGUCUGCACACAUUCAGAGAUGUCAAACAUUUCCGUAUCCUGGUGUGUGGUGGGGAUGGUACCAUAGGCUGGGUCCUGGGGGUCCUAGAAGCCAUCCGACACAAACUGGCCUGUCCAGAACCAGCCAUCAGCGUGGUACCUCUGGGCACAGGCAAUGACCUGGCCCGCGUGCUGCGCUGGGGGGCAGGCUACAGUGGAGAGGAUCCCUUCAGCAUCCUCGUCUCAGUGGAUGAAGCAGAGGAAGUUCUGAUGGACCGCUGGACCAUACUGCUGGACGCGCAGGAGAUGACAGAGGACGGAAAAGAGAACGGCUUUCUAGAACCUCCCAAGAUAGUACAGAUGAAUAACUACUUUGGACUGGGCAUUGACGCUGAACUCAGUCUGGACUUCCACCACGCACGAGAAGAAGAACCUGACAAAUUCAACAGCAGGUUCCACAACAAGGGUGUGUAUGUGAAGGUGGGUCUGCAGAAACUGAGUCACACACGUAAUCUACACAAAGACCUGAAACUACAAGUUGACAAACAGGACGUGGAACUCCCCAGUAUAGAAGGCCUGAUCUUUCUUAAUAUUCCAAGCUGGGGUUCUGGUGCUGACCUGUGGGGUUCGGAUAAUGACUCGCGUUACGGGAAGCCUCGUAUAGACGACGGUUUGCUGGAAGUGGUAGGAGUGACGGGGGUUGUGCAUAUGGGUCAGGUCCAGAGUGGACUCCGGUCUGGCAUUCGGAUCGCUCAGGGGAACUACAUCCGUAUUAUACUGACUAAGCCCAUCCCAGUGCAGGUAGACGGAGAGCCCUGGAUCCAAGCGCCCGGUCAGAUCAUCAUCUCUGCCGCUGGACCGAAGGUGCGGAUGCUGAGGAAGUCCAAGAGCAAACAGAAGAAGCAGUCUGGGAGUCUGAAGGAGGGGCGUUCCGAAAGUCCCGCCCCCAGCGAAGGAAGUCACUGACGCUCGUGCGGCUCUCAGUAUUACCAUGGCACCACCUCCUCACCGACCACAUCCAGCUCACCACGCAGGGCCGGAGGCUGGAUCUCUGAAGUCAGCUCGUCCCUGGAUGGUUCUCAAAGCUUUUGCUGAUGAGAGUUCCUGUUAGACCGAAGAGGAGAUGGGGUAUUUCUGGUCUGACAUGUUAAGCAACUUUGAGAUUUUUUGGAUUCUGUAACAGCCUUCAGGCCAUUACACAUUUUUUGUUUAAUGUGAGUUCAUGAUCCAAGUAUUGUGACUGCCUA
Messenger RNA from Chanos chanos (milkfish), 3050 nucleotides. RefSeq names its product diacylglycerol kinase theta (gene dgkq). NCBI's taxonomy places the organism in Eukaryota, Metazoa, Chordata, Actinopteri, Gonorynchiformes, Chanidae. The record is from RefSeq and is a predicted model, not a curated record. Gene Ontology annotation, molecular function: ATP-dependent diacylglycerol kinase activity. The transcript is spliced from 23 exons. Bases 1 to 2769 code for a protein of 922 amino acids. Gene Ontology annotation, biological process: phospholipase C-activating G protein-coupled receptor signaling pathway. Gene Ontology annotation, cellular component: membrane.